Messenger RNA from Populus nigra (black poplar), 1396 nucleotides. Its product is annotated as josephin-like protein. The coding region runs from base 876 to 1262 and encodes 128 amino acids. NCBI's taxonomy places the organism in Eukaryota, Viridiplantae, Streptophyta, Magnoliopsida, Malpighiales, Salicaceae. The transcript has a single exon. The record is from RefSeq and is a predicted model, not a curated record.
CUGAUCGAGAGUAAGCCCUCCCAGAAAGAGCUUGGAAAAUUGAUGAUAUUCUGGCAUAGCAGUGUUGUCUUUCAACUCUUCUUUAAAGACAAUGGCUCAGAUGGCCCUACUCCGUGAAUAUUAUUUAGUUCGUCACACUUUUCUUGGUGGUACUUUCUAUAGUCACGCCUAAACUUUGGAUAUCAUUGUCUAUAUUUCAUUUAACAAGAUUUCAUUGCCCCCACUACAUACCUAUCUUAUAUUUGUAAUGUUGCAGAAGAGUAUCUUGCUUUUUCUGUCACUGGAUUCACAUGCCUUCCAUGAAGAGAUUCAAAUCUACAUUAUUGCUUACUCAUUUAGAAUGUGUGUCCAUAUUUUCUUCCUGUGCAGAAAUGAACAGAGAGAAACUGACAUGCCUACCUACUAUUAUUUAGAGGACAGGUGCUGGCGUCCUUAAUGAUUUUAAAGCAAUCACCUUGCUGUGUACUGUUUCAUUUCAGAGUCUUUCUGCUUGCAUUUCACAGCAGUAGUCCUCACGACUGUGCAACCUGGACUGGUGCCUUGGAACGGAACUUGCAAGAAUGAGUCAAGAGUCCCGAUUAUUUGAAUGUUUUGCUAGGUUCCUUUCACAUUCAAUUUCUUGUGAUUGAAGUAAGAAUGCACAAGCAAUCAUGCCUUUCUUUCUCAACCAUAUCUUUUCCUACCCUUAAAAGGCUCAAACCAUUUACCUUUUUCAUACUGUUCUAGAGUUCUUUUCUUUUCUUUUCUUUUUUUCAUUCCUUCACUCUUUUAUCUUCCUUUUCUACAUUUAAAAACUAUCAACUAUAUCCAAUCCAGAGAGCACAUUAAGCUUUCACAAAUCUUUUGAUGCAUCUUCCAACCAUCCUCCCUCUCCCAUGAAGAGACCAGCUGUGAACAUGUCAGCGAGGAUUAAUCAAGUGAAAUACAAACCUACUGGUAUCAACCAGAACGCAAUAUCCAUCAGGCGAAACUCUGGUAACAGAGUUUCUGGGAAUAGAUGGCUUGGUCGAAGUUAUGGAUUCAGGCUCCUGAAGAGAUCAAUAAUGUCACCAGCGGUAUUUCUCAAGCAUCUCGGUGGGAAGGUAGCCAAAGCUCUGCGUUUGGAGAGGCGGCCUUCGCCUGGAGUUUCUUCUUCAGGAAGAUCAAGACCAUCUGUAGCUCCUAUUGAUGCUCACAGAGCUGAAGCCAUAGAAGAUUGCAUUGAGUUCAUCAACUCUGCUUCUUUGUCUAGGUCAAAUUCCGUUACUGCAAAUCCUUGUUAAAUUAUUGUUACAGUCAACUACAUGGCCAUAAAACUUUUGUUGUACGCCCUUUACGAAAAUGAGAGAGAAUAAACAAUGUAAACUCCAUUUAACUUUGCUAUGAAGGAAAUCCUGCAAGAGUCUCAGUUCACAAA